Monomorium pharaonis (pharaoh ant) is the source of this 3406-nucleotide messenger RNA. RefSeq names its product lipase 3. Gene Ontology annotation, biological process: lipid metabolic process. The transcript is spliced from 7 exons. The record is from RefSeq and is a predicted model, not a curated record. Gene Ontology annotation, molecular function: hydrolase activity, acting on ester bonds. Lineage: Eukaryota; Metazoa; Arthropoda; Insecta; Hymenoptera; Formicidae. Bases 1253 to 2605 code for a protein of 450 amino acids.
ACAAUUAAUUUUGCGUUACAAUUGCAAAAUUUUAAUCAUCAAAUGCACGAAUGCGCAUUUCUUUCUUUUUCAGACGGUUUUAGACAAGAGUAAAUAAAAUUUCAUUUCAAAUUUUCCGCUAAUUUACUUCCUGUAUAUCGUGCGCUCCUAAUAUCGCGAACUUAGCUCUUGAAAUCCGAAUGCGCGACUUAUUUCAGUUCAAUUGCGCUCCCGGGAGAAGCGGGAAUUUUGAAUUGAAUAAUCUCCUUGUAACCUCCUCGCGAUUCCUGCUCCCCUGAUAACUUCGACGAUUUUUCGAAGGUAUCGAGAGCACGUGUUCCCGCUCUCGCCUAACCUCUUAUAUAAUUGUUAUGGAAUAGGUGACGAAUUUAUGUAAAUACCAAGAUAUUUCAGUAUAUGUACAAAAUAAUAUAUAAUGUAGCGUAAUGUAUAACAUAUAUAUUUAUUUAUAGAAUAAUGCAUAUUAGAAUACAUAUUAUUUUAUAUUUAAAACUAACAUUUUAUAUAUAUAUUAUACAUCUCUAUUAUUCCUACUUUAUAGUAUUGCAUUUUCUGGAUUGCAUUCUUUCUGAUCAUAAUUUAUCGACGUUAAUAUUUCACAGGCACACGAAACAGUGUAAUUUAUUACUUUUCCUGACAAAACUAAAACAAAACUAAAAUAAAAGGAUCUAAAAAUGUCGCUAUAGACACUGCGUUAAAUUGAACGCGUUCCGUAAUUUCUUCAAAUUAAGUUUUAUAGACUCGAAAGAUCUAAUAUCUUAUCGAACGACGUGUGAAACUAAAGUUGGUAUUUAAAUGUUUAAAUCUUCAUGUUUUCAGGUCUAACAUUAAUUUCUUUACACUUAAAUGUUACAUUUUCAUACAUUUUUUUUUGCCCCAAUAUUAAUUUUUUAAUAUUUUAGCUCCGGUCUUGGUUUUUUCAAGAAAUUGCAAGCCCCGCAAUUGCUUUCUGAAGGUGAAGUCUUUCAACCUUGAAGAUCUUUAUUAUCCGCGCGAUUGGCGAAACUUGAGAAGAAAAUCACAUUCACCCACUAAUUUGCGUGCAAUCGUAGUUACUUUCAACUCUUCAGGUGAGGGCCAAGUACCUCGAGGGUCGCGAAACGCAAGGAUGGAAGCGAGCGAGCAGACGUCGCGGCGUUAUCGCGCGUCGUGGAUCUCCUAUACGUCACACCGGGAUACGUAUAAAAUGUCGACGUGAGCGAGAUUUUUAGCUCUUUUGUCAGACGUACAUCGCCGCGCGAUAUCGUCGACGAUGGGCCGACAACGUUGGAUCUUUGUCACGGCGAUUCUCGCUGUUGGUUGCUGCCUCUCGCUGGCGAAUGGGUUCGUUAAGCCCGACGACAAUCCCGACAUCGAACUCACCACGCCGGAACUGGUAACGAAAUACGGAUAUCCCUUGGAGAUUCACGAUAUCGUGACGAAGGACGGCUACACUCUUCAACUGCAUCGAAUACCGCAUGGCCGAGACGAUGAGAAGGAAGCGAAAUCCACGAUAAGAACGCCGAUACUUUUGGUGCACGGUCUGGGAAGUAGUUCCGCCGAUUGGAUACUUAUGGGUCCUGGAAGGUCUUUAGGUAUAUUAAUUCUUAUUCAGAUUGUUAAAGCUAUAAAAAAAAUAUUGCCAAAGAGUAUAAGAUGCAAAGGCAAUCUUGAUAUUCGCUCGUACGUAUUGGAAUAUAACGAGAAAUUUCUUCUAGGAUACAUAUUAGCUGAUGCGGGUUAUGAUGUGUGGCUUGGAAAUAACAGGGGCAACAUUUACUCGAGAAACCAUACUUCAUUGUCGCCGACAGAUCGAGCUUUCUGGAAUUUUAGUUACCAUGAACUUGGUAUCUACGACCUUCCCGCGAUGAUCGAUUACGUUUUACACAUGACGAGACACGAAAAGAUCUACUAUGUCGGCCAUUCGGAAGGUACCACGCAGUUCUGGGUGAUGGCGUCAGAAAAGCCCGAGUACAACUCGAAAAUUAUUUUGAUGAUUGGCUUAGCGCCCGCUGCCUUCAGCGGCAACAUUCGCGGACCGAUUAAGAAACUCGCCAAGCUGACGUACUUCGGCGUGUGGGUCGGUGAAACUUUCGGCUAUCCGGAAUUCCGUUCGCGAUCCGACUGGGGAAAAUUCGUGUCGAAUCUAUUCUGCCAGAGAGCGGCGUCCACGCAAUUCAUUUGUAGCAAUAUCCUGUUUCUGGUCACAGGAUUCAGUCGUGCGGAAUUAAAUACGGAGAAUCUGACGGUCAUCAUAGCUCACGUCCCCGCUGGAGCUUCCUGGAAACAAUUCGUGCAUUACGGUCAAGGAUAUAUUAAUGCAGGACGGUUUAGACAAUACGACUAUGGUAACAUCGACAAAAAUCUUCAAAUGUACAAUUCAACGAUACCGCCAGAUUAUCAACUAGAAAAAAUUACGGCGCCGAUCGCUCUUUUCAGUAGCGAUAAUGAUUGGUUGGCGACUACAAAGGACGUGGAACUCUUGUCUAUGAAGCUCAACAGCCUUGUGUUUCAUUACAAAACUCCUGUUAAUGCCACUUUUAAUCACUACGAUUUUAUAUGGGGGAAGUCCUCUCUGCAAAUGGUGUCACGGCCUAUUCUGCAACUGCUGGCUCAAUAUCAGUAGCGAUAUCUUCUGGAUUAAAGAAAGAAUAUCUUUUCGACAGAAAGUUACACAUACGUAUAAUGAAUCGUUCUAAUUUAUUGUUGUUUUAUUAUUAGUAUUAUCAUCAUAUAAUACGUUGAGUUUACAUAUAUAAUCCGUAUUUGUUUAAUUUCACUUCCACUGCGUCAGAUUAUGUGGCGCUGCAUCAAUUCAUUGCAUCGUUAACGUAAAGUAACUGUUUAUAUACUCUCUUGAUUAUAAUGUCUCUAUAUACAUUUAUACAAACUCCAUCUUAAUCAAUCUGUGAUCACUUGCGUAAGAAACUACAUUCGCGAUUAUAAUUUGUCGCAUCCAGCCGCCUGUACAAUUACAAACUUAUACUCCUUCGCUAAUCGCACUUGAGCAUCGUCCGAGAAGAUACUUAAUCCGCUUCGAAAACUGUCCCGCUAAAACGUAAAUGUGUCUAUCUUGAAAGAAAUAGACGCCGAAAAAAGUUUCGCUUUUCGCGGCUGAUGCUUUAAGCGAUCAAUCCUGAUUUACUUCAAUGUACACCGUAAUUAGAGUUAUAUGUUGCUUAUGCUAACUUACACUUUAAUCGUCUAGUGUAACUUCUUAUCCAUGCGGAAGUAUGAACGGGCCAGUUCGCGAGUUACAGGAUCAAACGAUAACUUUAUAUGAAUACUAAAAAUUGUCCCGUGAUACUGUAGAUUAAUUUAAAUAAAAUUUUAAAAUAAAUUUAAUUUGAAUAAAAAAUGUGUUUCUUUAAUUUGUUUCUUUACUUUAAUUCCACGACAUUGGAUCGGAAUAAGAAAUGAAUUAGAA